AUACUUGGACCUGGUCGAUCGCAGUCGCAAUCUCGGUGAAACUCGGCGAGUUCGUUUAGUUUAGUUUAGUUUUGUUUUCGUUGCUUUGUAUUUUGCUUUCAUAACGAACGAAUUUCGCAAUCAACGCAACCAAAAGUAAACACAGAGACAGACUUACAUUUACCAUCAUGCUGCUGCUGAUGAAGUUGCUGUUGCUAUUGUUGUGGUCAUCAUUGACGGCGACGACGACGGCGCUUCCCAUUGCGCCCACCACAUUAGACGGUGCCACGCCCAUCGAUGCCCAAGUCUCAGCUGCUGAUUUUGGCGCCUUGGACGCCUUUGCCGAAGAUGCCGCCGAAACAUCGGAAACAGCAGCCAGCGAAUCGGCGGGUUUCAAGAUUUCGCUGCUGCCAACGCCAGCGAAGACGGCCGAGUCGGUGAAUCUGGAGCAAGAGGCGAUACCAUCGAAGGUGCUCAGUGUCUAUGACAAUUCGCAGAAGAAGAUUUCGGAUAUUUCACAUCCCGUUCCCAUUUUGGACAGCAUCAGCGAGCAUGAGAAGUAUGGCAACAAUGGCGACAAGUUCGACGGCAUCUCGCGUUCGCUUGUUAACGGUUACGAGGCAUUUUCCAAUCUCCUCAACACCUUCAUACAGAAACCUAAAGAAAUAGCGCGCAGCUUUUCGAAGGGAAUCACAGCACAGCUGGACAUCAUAGGAGGCAAGCUCGUGGGUCUCUAGACUACGAAGUUGGAAUUAAGAAACGCAUCCAUUAACAACUAUAAACUUUG
Molecule: messenger RNA, 766 nt
Organism: Drosophila albomicans
Lineage: Eukaryota; Metazoa; Arthropoda; Insecta; Diptera; Drosophilidae
Exons: 4
Coding region: 168-716 (182 amino acids)
Source: RefSeq, a predicted model, not a curated record